Molecule: messenger RNA, 1606 nt
Organism: Dendrobium catenatum
Lineage: Eukaryota; Viridiplantae; Streptophyta; Magnoliopsida; Asparagales; Orchidaceae
Product: U-box domain-containing protein 4
Exons: 2
Coding region: 174-1241 (355 amino acids)
Cellular component (GO): cytoplasm; nucleus
Molecular function (GO): protein binding
Source: RefSeq, a predicted model, not a curated record
GAUCCUAUUUCUUUCUUCCCCGUCCUGAGCUUCAGCAGCCAAGCACCAAACUGCGCCAAAUAUAUUCGAAUCCCUCCUUCCCCUUCGAUUCCAAUCCACAAUUUCUUAUUCCCUCUAUCGAUUGAUCGAUUCGUGGAUUUACUAAGACGGGGAAUCCGGCGGAGUUCCGAUUUAUGGGUCGUAGCUUCAGCGACGCCGCCGACUCUUCCGGUCCUUUCAGCGAAUGCAAUAGUGAUAGUUCUGGCGAGUUUUCGAGACCAGGAUCCCCUUUAUCUGGAGGAUCCGGCAGUGGCCGAGCCGCCAUCCUUCAUCGUCUUCUCAUCUCCUGCGCCGCCGACAACUCCGACGAGUUCAUCCAUGGUCUAAUCUCCGAUCUAGAAUCCCCUGCCUCUUCGAUCGACCUCCAGCGCCAAGCUGCUAUGGAGCUCCGCCUCCUUGCCAAGCACAACCCAGAGAAUCGGCUCAAAAUCGGCCGCGCCGGUGCUUUUCGCCCUCUUAUCUCGCUUCUCUCCCACUCAGAUCCAGUCCUCCAGGAGAACGGCGUCACCGCCAUCCUAAACCUCUCGCUCUGCGACGAGAAUAAAGAUAUGAUCGCGGCUGCUGGCGCUAUUAAACCCCUUGUCCGCGCCCUCAAGAACGGCAUCCCCGUUACCCGCGAGAACGCCGCUUGCGCUCUGUUUCGUCUAUCUCAAAUCGACGAGCACAAGAUCGCCAUCGGAAUCUCCGGCGCCAUCCCGCAUCUCGUCAAUCUCCUUCAGACAGGUGGGCCUCGUGGGAAGAAGGACGCAUCCACCGCCCUCUACUCCCUUUGCUCCACAAAGGAGAACAAGAUCCGAGCUAUUCAGGCGGGAAUCGUUCGCCCGCUCCUCGAUCUAAUGGCCGAUCCUGACACAGGUAUGGUCGAUAAGGCCGCUUAUGUUCUAUAUAACCUCGUGAGCCUGCCGGAAGGCCGCACCGCUGCGGUGGAGGAGGACGGGAUCCCGGUCCUCGUCGAGAUCGUCGAAGUCGGAACCCAACGGCAAAAGGAGAUCGCCGCUGCAACUCUUCUCGUCAUUUGCGAGGAGAGUUUUUCCUGCAGAGCUAUGGUCGCUCGCGAGGGCGCGAUUCCGCCGCUCGUCGCCCUUUCAGAGUCCGGCUCCUCCCGCGCCAAGCAAAAGGCGGUGGCGUUGGUUGAGCUUCUACGGCAACCGAGGGCAGCUGCAGGCGGCGGCCAGGUUCGGGGAGCGGUUGGGGCGGAUUAGUGGCCACUUGGCAUAUUCUGCACCCACAACGUCAGAGUAAACAUAUGCCGCAGCGUGGACAGUGUAAAUAUCCCACCGCAGCUUUUGUUUAUUGGUAAAGAUAAAUCGUAUACUGUCCUGCUUCAUUCAAUUGGACUGUUGAAGAAAUAAUCCUCUUCAAUAACUGAGAGCCUAGAAGUAGAACACUAGAACCAGUGAUAAAUUAGUGGUAAUAGGGGGGCCUGGAGCCUUGUACGUGCCAGGUAGUAGAAAAAUAUCUUUGAAUCUUUGGUUAAAAUUUUGACGAUAAAUUUUGCCUAUAUUAAUUGUUUAUGUAUUUGCGCUGAAAUUUAUUAUAAGUGGAGUUUGCGCCCAUUAAUUUUUCA